AUGGUCCGGGUUCAAUUGGAGGUGUUUAGGGUUCCUGGUAUCACCAUCGCAACAGACAUCAUCUGUGGUUUCCCAGGGGAGACGGAUGCUGACUUCCAGGAGACAUGUGACCUGGUGAAGGAGUAUCGCUUCCCCAGCCUCUUCAUCAACCAGUUCUACCCCCGGCCUGGCACCCCUGCUGCCAAGAUGGACCAGGUCCCUGCCCAAGUGAAAAAACAACGGACCAAAGAGCUGUCGACCCUGUUCCACUCCUAUAACCCCUACCACCACAAGAUUGGGGAGACCCAGCUGGUGCUUGUGACUGAGGAGUCCUUUGAUGCCCAGUACUAUGUGGCUCACAACAAAUACUAUGAGCAGGUGCUGGUGCCCAAGAGGUCAGAGUUCAAGGGGAAGAUGAUUGAGGUGGAGAUCUUCGAGGCUGGCAAGCACUUCCUGAAGGGAAGACCGCUGGACGGUUCCGUAGUGUUCACUCCCUCCAUCACCGAGCCGCUGCAGCAGGGGGAGGUGUCUGGGCUCAGUCAGGAGCAGCUGUCCCUCCAGCAGAAUGGGUCCGUCCCCUCCUCAGGCGUGCUGACUGUAUCCUGGAGCCCCUGGAGCCUGGACAGAGAGGCGCUGAAGCUGCUGUCUAUCGGCCUGGCCGUGGUGGCUAUCCUAGUGGUCUUCAUGUGGGAGAAACUCCACUGAGACCGAGGGGCUGGAAGACAUGGACCUGGGCCUGUAUUUAUAGAGCGUCUCGGAGGAGGAGUGCUGAUCCAAGAUCAGGGGCCUCCUUUACAAUCAUCCUUGUAUUCUACAAGGCAAAACUGAUCCUAGAUCAGCAUUCAUACACCGAGACUCUUCAUGAAUAAGGGACCUAGAUCAAAUACAUAUGGAAAUGAUUUCCAAGUACUUUGUACUGGGCAAACUAAAUCAAGCGUAGCUCCAGUAUUUGAGAUAAUUUGCCAUAUUUAUUUGGCCCUGUAGGUUUGGUUGAAAUGGGUUUUUGAAUGGGUCCUAGU
This is a messenger RNA of Oncorhynchus gorbuscha (pink salmon), 998 nucleotides long. Its product is annotated as threonylcarbamoyladenosine tRNA methylthiotransferase-like. The record is from RefSeq and is a predicted model, not a curated record. Gene Ontology annotation, biological process: tRNA methylthiolation. Gene Ontology annotation, molecular function: tRNA (N(6)-L-threonylcarbamoyladenosine(37)-C(2))-methylthiotransferase activity; iron-sulfur cluster binding. The transcript is spliced from 6 exons. The coding region runs from base 1 to 684 and encodes 227 amino acids. NCBI's taxonomy places the organism in Eukaryota, Metazoa, Chordata, Actinopteri, Salmoniformes, Salmonidae. Gene Ontology annotation, cellular component: endoplasmic reticulum.